AGUCGUGCUUGCCAUCUCACAUUAUUCUGCUUGUCCUCGUCUCCCAUCAUCACCUUCCCAAUUGAUUUGCCGUGCCGCUGGUUGCCACGAGCAUCCGCAUCUAGUUGAUCCAAGAGCCGCGCCUUCGACACGACAGAUUCCUCGGCUCUUUCUCCACAAGCUUCACAAGCACAUCCCGAGCGACGUCCCCCACCACCACUCGCUUGUUUUGUUUCUUCUUCUUCUUCUGCUUCUUCUUCCCUUCCACUACAUAGCAUAUUCAUUGCACACACAUCCCCGCCAUCAUGCCUGAGAGAGUCAUUGUCGUCGGCGCCGGCCUUUCCGGCCUGAGCGCCGCCCACACAAUCUACCUGAACGGCGGCAAUGUGCUGCUGCUCGACAAGAACAACUUCAUGGGUGGCAACUCCACCAAGGCCACAUCCGGUAUCAACGGUGCUUUGACCCGCACACAGGUCGAUCUCGGCAUCAAGGACAGCGUAAAGCAAUUCUACGACGACACAUUGAAGUCCGCACGAGACAAGGCCCGACCAGAUCUCAUCAAAGUCCUCACAUACCAGUCCGCAUCCGCUGUCGAAUGGCUGCAGGACAUCUUCAACCUCGAUCUUACUCUCGUCUCGCGAUUAGGUGGCCACUCCUACGAGCGAACCCACCGUGGCCACGAUGCCAAAUUCCCCGGUAUGGCUAUCACAUAUGCCCUCAUGCAGCGAUGGGAAGAGCUCUGCGAGAAUGAGCCCGAGCGCGUCGAGCUGAUCAAGAAGGCGAAUGUCAAGAAGAUCAAUAUGGACGGCAAAAGGGCCAUCGGUGUGACAUACGAGCUGAAUGGCGAGGAGUACACCGUCAACGGACCAGUCGUGCUCGCCACUGGUGGUUACGCUGCCGACUUCACAGAGACCUCGCUCCUCAAGAAGCACAGGCCCGAUACCUUCGAUCUUUCCACCACAAACGGCAACCACGCCACUGGAGACGUGCAAGUGCAUCCAACUGGUUUGGUCGACCCGAAGGACCCAACUGCGAAGACCAAGUUCUUGGCCGCUGAGGCUCUCCGUGGCGAGGGUGGUCUUUUGCUCAACAGCAAAGGCGAGCGAUUCGUCGACGAGCUGCAGCACCGUGACUUUGUUUCCAACGAGAUGUGGAAGCAGAAGGAGCAGGGCAACUGGCCAAUCAGACUCGUACUCAACAGCAAGGCAUCCAACACUCUCGACUUCCACACUCGCCACUACUCUGGACGGGGUCUCAUGAAGAAGAUGACGGGCGCUGAGCUCGCAAAGGAGAUUGGCUGUGGCGAGAAGAAGCUCAACGAGACCUUCACCGCGUACAACAAGUACGCUAACGGCGAGGAGAAGGACCCAUUCAAGAAGAAGUUCUUCCACAACUUCCCAGUCGAGGUCAACGACGACUUCCACGUUGCACAGAUGGAGCCAGUGCUCCACUUCACCAUGGGCGGUAUCGAGAUCAAUGACAAGUCUGAGGUGCUCGGCAAGGACGGCAAGCCAUUUGACGGUCUGUUCAUUUGCGGUGAACUGGCUGGUGGUGUCCACGGUGCCAACCGUCUCGGUGGUUCCUCGCUCCUCGGAUGUGUCGUCUACGGCCGUGUCGCAGGUUCAAGUUCAAGCAAGUACCUCUUCCAGCAAGUCCUCGCUGGUGGCGCAAGCACUGCUGCUCAGCGUGCCGGCCAAAUCAGCCUUCACAUCGACCCAAGCCAGCCAGGCAAGAUCUCCGUGGAAUGGGGUUCAGGAUCUGGUGUUGGCGCUUCAUCAGGAUCGUCGAUACAGCAGCAAGGUCAGGUAUCUGCAGCCCCAGUCAUGGGUGGCUCAAAGGACUCUAAGGACCCAGGCCAAGUCACCAAGCCCAACGAUAUCAAGGACUUCAAAAUUCCAGAGCAGGAAUACUCGCUUGAGGAGGUCGCAAAGCACAACAAGAAGGACGAUCUUUGGAUCGCCGUCAAGGGCAUCGUCAUGAAUGUAACUGACUGGGUAGACGAGCACCCAGGUGGCCCACAAGCACUUUUCUCGCACAUGGGCAAGGACGCAUCAGAGGAGUUCGAGAUGAUGCAUGACGACGAGGUUAUUCCAAAGUACGCAGCAGGCAUCGUGAUCGGAAAGGUAAAGGGACAGGAUGUGACGCUCGAGUACUAGAGAGAACGGAGCAUAUGACCAAUGAAGGAAGCUAGGCGCUAAGGGAUUUUUUUUUUGAAGAAGAUUUCCAAAGAUGUGACUUCUUUUUGAAAGAGAUAGCUUGUAUACCUGUGUAUAGUCAUGUUCCAGUCAACGGCUUUGAAAGACUUUUAGUCGCUUUUCUAUGUCGCC
Pseudocercospora fijiensis CIRAD86 is the source of this 2306-nucleotide messenger RNA. RefSeq lists its product as uncharacterized. NCBI's taxonomy places the organism in Eukaryota, Fungi, Ascomycota, Dothideomycetes, Mycosphaerellales, Mycosphaerellaceae. The record is from RefSeq and is a predicted model, not a curated record. Bases 285 to 2135 code for a protein of 616 amino acids. Gene Ontology annotation, molecular function: FMN binding; oxidoreductase activity. The transcript has 5 exons.